GGACAUUCGUCGGGAGGAGGAGGAGGAUCAGGAUACUCUUCGGGUGGAGGAGGGUCGUUAAACUCAUCAGGAGGAGGAAGAGGACACUCCUCAGGUGGAGGAUCCGGCUACUCUUCGGCGGGGGGAAGCAGCGGUCUCGCCGGCUACCGCGGCAUCAACACCAUCAACACCGGUGCCUUCAACACGGGCGUCGCCAGCGCCGCCUACCGGCCGCAGGCGGCCGCCGUCCAGCCGUCCUCCUUUGUCGCUCCCCAGCCCACCUUCAACGCGUUCAGGCCGAUGGCACCAUCACGCGUGCGUCAGGUGCAGAACAGCUACGCCUUCCCCCAGGCCACCACAGUUGCCAGGCCGGUUGUCCGGCAGCCGCAGCAGCAGCAGCAGCAGCUGCGGCGGCCGCUGCAGGCGCAGACCACCCUGCGUCCCGUGUUCGCCCAGACGCUCAGCCCCGGCCAGAGCUUCAACCCGCUGCCGCUUAGUGGCGCCACUGGCGGACUCCGGCAGCAGAACUACGGCUCACCGUCGGCGAUAGGCGGCGCCACCGCUGCGAUCGGCACGCAGGCGUACUCCGCCCCAGCGCAGAGCCUCGGCACGGCUACAACGUCCCAGGGGUACACAAACCUCAACCGGCCGAACCCGUUGAACACGAACACGAUUGAGAACGCAAGCGGGACCGGAGCCAGCUUACCCGGGGCUUUCGUUCGGCAGAACACGUUCGUCGGGCAGAACACGGCCGGCGCGACCUUGGCGCAGAAUUCGCAGACGUACGGUGCGCCGGGGUCGGGCUUCCAGUCCAGCCAGGGCGGGCUCCUGACAAACAUCGGCGUCUCGUCGAAUCUGGGCCCUGUGAGGGAGGUGCAGACACUGCAGGGCAGCGUGAACACGGGCGGUCAACAGGGCAACGUUAUCAGCGGAGGCUUCCGACAAGGAGGCGUCACUGGAGGGUUCCAGCAGAGUAAUUUUGUCAACACUGGGAGCUUUGUUGGAAACGGAGCCCAACAGAAUGCAUUCGUUGGAAACGGCAUUCAGCAGGGAAGCGUACUGAACGGUGGAUACCAGAGCAGUAACGCAGUCAACACUGGCAACUUCGCCAGCAACGUCAAUACAGUCAACACUGGAAACUUUGUCAGCAACGGAAACACAGUCAGCACUGGAAACUUCGUCAGCAACGGCAACACAGUCAACACUGGAAACUUUGUCAGCAACGGCAACUCAGUCAGCACUGGCAACCUCGUCAGUAAUGGCAACACAAUCAGCAACGGCAACUUCGUCGGGGCUGGCGACUUGGUCAGCAAUGACAACUUCAUCAGCGGUGGAAAUGGCAUCAUCAGCAGCAACACGAUCAGCAGUGGCAGCUCAAUCAACGGGAACACCAUCAGUGGUGGCAGCAUCAUUAAUGGUGACAGCACCAUCAGCAGUGGCAACAGCCUCAGCAGCGGUAACCAGCAGGGCUACCAAAUCACCGACGCAGGCCUCACCACCUCUCUGCAGGGUACCCAGGGCGGGUCCUCCACCUUCAUCAGUUCGGGCGGCAUCCAGGACGGCCAGCUCCUGGGCGUCUCGGGCGUGGACGUGCGCUCUGGCGACAGUUCCAGCUCCGUGACGUCCGGCGACGCGGUUAGCGCGACUGGACUCGCUCCGACGGCCUCCAACAUAUCGCCGACCUUAUCCCAGGUGGACUCGACCCUAUCCCAGUCGGUCAGUUCUGAUGUAAGUACUUCUAAUGUCGGCAGCGACGUCACCAGUGGCUUCGUCAGCGACGUCUCCAGCAGCCUCGUCAGUGAUACCUCCAGCAGCCUUGUCAGCGACGACUCCGGCAGUCUCAUCAGCGACAUCUCCAAUGACGUCAUCAGCGACAACUCCAAUGCCUUCGUCAGCGAGGAUUAUAAUUCACUUGUCAGUGAUGGCUCUAACAACUUCGCCAACGACGUGUCCAACUUCAUCAACGACGUCUCCAGCGAUCAGGUCACCAUCACAGAGCAGCCGAUCACCCAGAUCCAAACUUACUCGCCGGUGACCGUCAGCUUGUCCGAUGACGCCAGCGGCUCGCUGACCUCCGGUGACCUCAGCAGCACAGAACCGUCGACCCUGGAACAGGUCACAAUCGACGAGGGCCUCUUCACGCUUCUCGAUUCCGCCGACUUCUCCGAACCACUCGACUCCGCUGACGCUGUUACAAGCCAGCAGACCAGUGACGUCAGCACGCCGCUGGGCGACAUCGACAGCGGCUCGUUCAUCGUUGAUGGCAUGACGUUCGACGAGAAUGGCGUAUUCACGCUGGAGCUCGUGCAGACAGAUCCGCCGCCAGGGGCGCUGCAGUCGUCCUUGGCCGAGUUUGACCUGGCCGACGGAGGGGGACGGGUCUCACCGGGGCAGGUGCUGGUGGAGCUGGGUGACUCUGCAGCCAGUUCGCCGGUCUUCGAUGACCGUUCGGCAGAGGUCGCCGCCCUGCUGGCGUCGCCGGAGAUCAACAGCGCGCUCCUGCCAUCUAGCGGCCAGGAGGCGCAACCGAGCCGCAAGCGGAAUGUCUAUUGGUCACAUUGGCUGCCCGGCAGGUUCGCGCACUGAAGGCAAACAGCAGCGCCCUCUGCAACUCGGCGUGGGUCAGCGAACCGCAUCAAAAGCGCGCCCCGAACCGCUGCAGCCAGAAGCUCAGUUGGUGAGACUCUGCCGAGGGUUUCAGCGGAGAAAGGCGGCCGCCAGCGCCUUCUUUCGUGAAAGAAGACAAACUCGGGAGCGGUCUGUCCUAGUGACGUCAUUCCGGUGCGGCGUGAUUACCGCACCUGACGCCAGACGACGCUGGAGCCGCCCUCCGGGCAAGAAACAGAGGCGCGAUGACCGCCCCUUGUGGUAGUCCACGCAGCGGACGCCGGCUUUGGUCUCUAAGUGUGCGAGGACAUGUCCAAAGCGAGAAUCGUGAAGCAGCGGACGACACCAGAGCGAGUAUUCCUCGCCAGACUCUAGUUGAACUUUGGAACCACUGGUAACCCAUGCGGUUCUUUGUGGCUGGUCUGUAGUCGUCGUUCCCAUUACCGCGGCCGGGGUACUAUCGGCACAAUAAAGUUACACCGAUAGUGCGCUUUAUGGCCUUGAUAGUCAAGUAGCAGUUGUCCGACGAUCCAGUAGGUGGCGUGAUGAACGCAAUUGUGCGGAGGCCAGCGCAAUUGAACAAAAAACGGAGUCUGUUGUGCUUGCUUUUGAUCUAGCCAUUGCUUUUGUUGUGGGUUUUGUAAUAAGCUAGGAAAUUUAAGAAACUGCUGUGACUCUGUUAAGUUGCACUUUUUUGUUAUUUGUAUUUAUUUCUUAAUAAACGGUAAGCAGUGUGUGCGAUUGAA
Messenger RNA from Pollicipes pollicipes, 3332 nucleotides. RefSeq names its product putative transmembrane protein DDB_G0289901. Lineage: Eukaryota; Metazoa; Arthropoda; Thecostraca; Pollicipedomorpha; Pollicipedidae. The record is from RefSeq and is a predicted model, not a curated record.